Molecule: messenger RNA, 19803 nt
Organism: Alligator mississippiensis (American alligator)
Lineage: Eukaryota; Metazoa; Chordata; Crocodylia; Alligatoridae
Product: protein PHTF1-like
Exons: 1
Coding region: 14180-16459 (759 amino acids)
Cellular component (GO): endoplasmic reticulum
Source: RefSeq, a predicted model, not a curated record
UCCCACUUUAAUUUACAAAAUAUACUUUUUAAAUUAAAAAAAUUAAAAUCUGAAGUUAUAGCAGAGCUAAACUAAGUAACUUCAAUAAAUGACCAUGCUGGGCCAAAAAUAUUGUAAAGUAAAGCUUUACCCAUCACCUCUGUGGGUUCAAGGAAAACAAUUACAUAUGCGUGGAACUCCUACCUCUUAGUUUAUAGAAUUACUGCUAAUCCACUGUUAUUCCUUCUCAGAAUGACUUUGUCCUGGAUAGCUUUUAUCCAUUUAUAAAAUAUAGGAAUUACAUUGUCAUAUGUUAAAUACCUUAAAAAUCUGGGUAAAAAUAGUUAAGCCCAAAGCAUAUGGUGAAGGUUAAAGAUGAGCUAAAUAUUAUCAUUCAUAUUAUUAGAACAUAGAAGUGUAUUUUGGAUAGACACCACUCACUUUUUCACACCCACCUUGUUAGCAAGCUUCAGUCUGGUUAGGGACUAAUAUUUGUUGGCUCAGUGUUGCAAGUGAAUCAUUUGCCAACAGAGUUGUGAGGGAAGAGGGUGGUACAUUUUGGAAGAAGAUGAUGCAACAUAUUAGUGAGCAACUUUGAAACAGGAGUUUUCAGAAAAAACAAGCCUGAGGCAGUGGGGAGGGGUUCUAUCAAAUGUUGUAGUAAUUUGUUAAUAAAAGUAAGCACUUACAAGUGGUAAGUUUACUCCAGCAAAGGUGUUGUCUCUGUUUGAGAACAGGCUGUGAGACAGAGUACUGCCUGGUCCCUGUAGAGAAUUGUCUUACUUCUUACAUUUUAAUGCUGGCUAAAAUGUAUUCCAUGAACUGCAAGAGCAAAGGAGGUGCAGAAUGGUUGUCCAUCUAUGAGUAAACUGAUUAAUCUUAUAACUCGUUUGCAUCACUUUAGGAAGAGAAUUACAGAAAUAUAAUAUUUAUGCAGUUCGUGCAAUGUCAACAUCUUUGUAUCAGUAAUUACUGUUUUUAUAGCAGGAUAGUUUUGAUUUUCAUUAAUUACUUUAUUCUGUAUAUCACUGGCCUCCAAGGAUGGUCCAGGGAUUACUGCAUCACACCACACCCUGAGCCUUUCCAGGCAAAAUGUGGAUGAUAAGAGCGCUGAAAUUUUGAGGGUUUUUGGAACUACUGCAGUAAAUUAUUCGUUAAACCUUAUCUUUCAGCUCAGUUCCCUUUGCAUUAUCAGGAAUGCCUAAAAUAUGAAUAUUGCAUGGUUUUGAAAAAAUUUCCAAAGGCUCACAUUUUCUAGAUAACAUUACAUUGUUCUUUAUCAGUGCUUCUGUUUAGUGAUUUCAUGCUUUCAAUUUGUCCUUGUGACUCAGCCAGCUUAUCACAAACAACUUCCAGAGGUUCAGUCGGAAUGACUUAUUUAGAACUUUCUGCUGAUGAAACACCAUCCAGUUUAGAAUCAAAUAAAUCACAUUUUGUUUGCAAGGGUUGAGCUGUAUUAACUCUAGUUAUCUGGAAGAACUUUCAAAAUAAAACUGGUAGCUAUGGUUUUAAAGGAAAUUAUUCUUUAGAUUGAUUGUAGAGCAUCUCUAAUGGAAAUAGAACUAAUAUACAGGGGGGAGUGGGGCGAGAACCAAACAUCCUCGUUUUCUGCUCUUUGUCAUUGCUGAUCAUAUGAGCGUUCCUGUGUUUAUAUUACACCUUCUCAAUCUGGUUUGUUUGCAGUUUUCAAGGAGAAAAAUGUUUACUUGUUUGCUUACCUGUGUUUGAGGAGGGGAUAUAGCAAAUGCUUCGCUGAUGCAAGAGCAGUAAUAAAAAUGCUCUACAUGUCUUUAACUGCGGGAGCUGUGAGGAUCCAGCUGUAGCAGAAAGACUAGCUUACAUUUGACUGGAUUACAAAAUUGAUACAAUACAACACCAGACUUUGGGGACCAGAUGCCAUUCCAUCUAUUAAGUGUCCAAGUGUAAUCUUGUUCCAUCUUGCUUGAGUCCUUGAAAAACUAUCAAUGUGUCUACUUUUAUCAUGUUAAACGUAAGACUGAGUCACAAAAAACAGCAAGAAUCCCACCCACCUUCUGUAUCAAUGGUUUUUCAGGGGUUUGAACAGGUUAGAAUAGGUUUGCGCUUACAUGCCAAAAUAUCAUUCAGACAUCUAAUAGGUGGAAUAGAAUCUAGCCCUCUGAAAAGCAACUACUCUCUUGCAUCUUGGCAUAGGUUGUGUGUCCAUGAACAAUUUACAUUUCUAAUAUUGGUUAAUCAACUGUUACCAAACGCCUCUUUUUUGGAGCUGAAAGAACAGAACAUGAAUGCAUUAUAGUGUAAAUGAACAUGUUUUCAGGCUAUUUGUGUUUAAAAUCUGGACAGAAGGAAAUCAAGAUGAUCAGUCAGGUUAUCAUAAAUCCACAUGUUGCAGAAAAUGUAAAGCGUGAUCAGAUAAUAGUAAGACUGGUUCUUCAGUUCCAAAAAUACAGAUAGUUACCACUUACAGUAAAACUUCUGUGGUUGGUACUAAUUGCGCAUGUUGUGUAUUUGUAGUCAUUUUAGUGAGUCCUGGAAAGAAAAGGGAUUGUUGAAUCUCUGAUAACUACUACAUUCCAAGUUUAUUUUAGGAGUUGGAUGGUAACAAAAACAGUCUUAAGCCCAUGGCAUACAUUCAUUUAAUGGUGCAGUAGGUUCUGAUUCCAGUUCUCACGCUUCCUGCCAUACAUGACAGGAGGCCUGAGUUUAGGAUUGGGGAUUAUAUCCCAGUUGUGCCAUUACUACUUGCCAGUGCAGGGGGAGCCCUGGCUUCCAGGUACAGGGGAUCGGAGGCUCCCAAUGGGUUUAACGUCUCCAUACAAUUCCUCCCUCUCCCUCCCCUCCCCCCGCCCCACAGGAGCCUUUGAUCCCCUGCACCUGAAAGCAUGACCAGAACUGCCAGAUGCAGGGUUUAAAGUCCCCAGAGGGAGAAACCCUUUAGCUACUUCCCUUCCCCAGUCUCAGGCCAGCACUGAAAAUGAGAAAAUUGUUGGUCUCAAAGCAACUGCAGACCCUAGUGCCAUCUGGGUAUCAGCUGUUUGUUGGCUGUGGCCGCACAUUAAACGUAAGGUACAAUACAAAUCACCAUUAAAAUGUUCAACAUUAUAUGAGGAACAUUUUUAUGGCUCAUUUCGUAUUUUACAGCACCUUAAACUGAGUGAAUCUGUGGCACCCUUGCCAUUUAUACUAUAAUUAAUAUGUUAUUCAUGGCUUAAAUACAAUGGGGGGGGGCAUUAGACUGAUUUAAAACAUCUUUUCCUUCAUUAUUUAUUUCCGUCUAUGAUGUUCUCAUUCUGAUAGUUGGCCAGUAAGUUACAAUUUCAGAAAAAUAUUAUUUGAGUGUUGGAAUUGGGAGUUUUUGGUAGGGAGAAAGGAACUGUGGAUUCAUGUAGGUUUCAUAAAGAUGGUGGGGGAAAAAGCAGCUCUCCCUUCUCCCCCACCACCCUAAUUCAAGUUGUUGAGUCAAUCUAAAAAAAUCACACCUUUUAUCAGUUUACUUGGUGCUUUUGACUAUGCAUGUUUUGUUUCACUGUUCUGCUUGCCUAAUCAAUCAGUUGUUUUUAAUUAUAAAGUUAUUCACACUGCAAUGAAAGCAGCUUAAAAAAUCAAAAAUAUGAUUUUCAUACUGCAAAAGUUGACUAAGCCACUCGGGUAAAGUACAUCUAAAGCUACUAUUAAACUUGCUCCUGAAUUGAUUAGUUUUCAAAUUGAUGAAGUACCUUUUUACUAAAUGGCAACAAUACUUUUAUUGCCAGAAAGAAGGGGAAAGGGUUCUUUCCCUUAAAUUUCCAAGAGGUCAUGGAAAUAAGGUCUACCAAAUUCCAUCUUUCUACAGUCUGAAGAAGUUGAGGGAGGUGCAUAUAUGUGAAACUAGUGGAUGGCAAGUGUUCUAGAAUAAGAUGAGCUGAAGAAUAGCAGGACUGUUCCACAUGCAGCAGUAUUUUAGAUAGGUGAUGAGUAUUUAAUUAAGUACCUUAUUUACCCUAAUCCAAGAUUGCUUUGAAUUUAAGAUGAACCCCACAAUAAUUAGAUUCUAUACAUGAAAAAUAAUACAUUUGUUAUAAUUUUCCAGGUAUAGAAUCUCAUUAAUUGGAAGUCAUCUUAAAUCUCUCCUUCCUCUCCCCCUGCCCCUUCCCUCCUCUCCCCCCAACACCACCACUUUGGCAGUGGAAGUAGCAGCAGUGGAGCAGGCAGCUUGAUCUCUGCUUUUGCCUGAAAUACCUGUGCCCUCCAGGGCAUGCCCCUUUGCCUGUCCCAUUCCCCCACCCCUCCCCACCACUUGUCCUUCCUCAGUUCUUUCCCCCUUCUACCUGCUGCCCUGGCCCUUUGCAGUCACAGCUGCCUGUCCCCCUAUUGUAUCUGCCCCCCUCCGCACCCCCCCAACUGCUGCUUACCCUAUGUGGCAGUUGUGGCUGUAGCCCAUGGUGGCUCUGGCUUCAAGUAGACAGCAGCAGUAGUGGCAGCUCCAUCCCUGGGCCUGGACCAUAGCUGGAGUCACAGCAACUCCUGUGCCACUUUGCAAUCUCUGCAUGGUUGCCCCUGCCCCCGCACCACAUGGUCUUCCCCACAUUCCCCUUCAUGUACCACCUGAUUUCCCCAGGUUCCACAUGAUCUCUCCCCCACCCCUCCCUUGCACUACAAUGUCCCCCACCUUCCCCCUCUUCCCUGCACAGUCUCUCCCACACUCCCCCCCUCUGCUUGCCUCCUUCCCUGCUGCACAAACCAUCUCAGCCCAGCUCUGGCCCCAGAACAGUACUCAGAGAUGAGGCUCCCCCACCCCCCACUCCCCCGGUCAAAUGGGUGAAAAAGCCUCAUCUUGGAUUUGAGUAAAUAUGGCAAUGUGUGUCCUUUAAUUGUUUAAACCUGUGAAUGAACAAGAAUUAUCACUAACAAAGAAGAAAUUCUCCAAUGUAAUUGAGAAAAUGGCUUCUUACCACAACAGCGUAACUAGGGCAGGGCGAGGAAGCAGUAUACCACUCAUGAAUGUAGAUUUAGAGUACAUGCCACAGUGGCGGCCCCUAGGAGCCCAUGCAAUAGCAGCAGCUGCUCGCAUACAGAAAGCCUGUGCAGCAGCAGUGGGAGUCUCCAAAAUCAAGUCAGACCCUGGCAAUUUAACCACCCCCCUCCCACCCACCUGCCUGCUCUUUAGCAUCUUACCUGAGGGUGCAUGCUUCCGUCUUACUACGUCUUCAGUGGCAGAAAAUUCUUCACCUCAGUUAUCCUGUAAAGAAACCAAAGAAUAUCUUUCUAUGUUAAACUUUAAUACGUUCUCCUGUUGCUGCCUAGACUUUUAUAAUUCCUCUUUGAUACUGACACAAUAGGGUCCCAGUCCAGCAUAGAUGCCUGUACUUAGCUUUAUUUCAACACAGUCUUGAAACAAGUUUAGCAUUCCUGAUUUUUACUGAUGGCUUAAUAUUUCUUAUGGACUUCACGGACAAGCAUAUUUAGGCUGUUUAUGGAUCGUCCAUAAAUUUCAGGACAGUUGGUGAUGAUAACUUUCUUUGUUCAUAGAAUCAUAGAAGUAGGGUCGGAAGGGACCUUGUAGAUCUUCAAGUCUGACCCCCUGCCUGGGCAGGAAGAAAACUGGGCUCAAAUAACCCCAGCCAUGUAGGCAUCAAGCCGCUUCUUAAAGGCCCCCAGGGUAGGAGCCAGCACCACUUCCCUUGGAAGUUGGUUCCAUAUCCUAGCCACCGUAACUGUGAAGUAGUUCUUACGGAUGUCCAAUCUAAACCUACUCUCCAACAACUUGUGGCCGUUAUUCCUCGUUUCCCCUAGCGCCCCCCCAGGGAUAACAAGGUCUCCCCCAAACCCUUCUGGUCCCCCCUAGUGAGUUUAUAGAUGGUCACAAGGUCCCCCCUCAGCCUCCUCUUGUGAAGGCUGAACAGGUUCAGGUCCCGUAGCCUCUCAUUGUAGGGUCUGCCCUGCUGUCCCCAGAUCAUGCGGGUGGCCCUCCUCUGGACCAUCUCAAUGUUGUCCACAUCCCUCUUGAAGUGGGGUGCCCAGAACAGUGUCACGUAGAGGGGGAGGAUCACCUCCUUUGUUCCGUUUAAACUUGUGAAAAAUCCGCUUAAAAAACUAAAAAAAAAAAAUUUAAAAAGCAGUCAGUUUUAGCAUUUUGCUAUUUAACUUUUUGGAUUGCCUUUGCUCUGAUUUUUACGACUUGCUUUCCCUAAGAAACAGGUCAAAAUAUAGGUUAUUUUUCCCUAGCAAUCCAUCAGUUAAUCACAGCAGCAUAUUAAGAUCGCUAUUACCACAAAGUUUGGAUUUCAGAAUCUAUAAUUUUUAUAAGAAGUGUAAUUACUAGGCUUAGUGAUGUUCCCUUUCUUAUUAGAAUCUUCAAUAAUUCAGCAAAGGACUCUGCUUUUAAGAUGAUUAGCUUUUUGAUGAUUCAUUUGGAUUCUGGGAAUUAUUUGUUUCCAGGUGCUCAUGUCAACAUCCAUGUCUUCCACAGCACUGAAUUAAUAAAGAUAUUAAUCUCUGCAUUAUUGAAUGCUGUCCUAUAGAUUUUCAUAUUUUACCACUUCUGUCAGAAAGGUGCAUUAAUUGAUGUAAUAAGUAUUCUAUUUUAAUUAUAGGAUAACUGGCUGUGGUCCUGCAUCUUAUCCUACCUUAUAUUUAUAGGAAGAAUACAUUACUUCUCGCAUAAAAACAGGGAGUUUGAAGUCCAGACUUUCUCCUUUGCCUAAACCAAGGUUAUGUCAAUUUCUUAAUUAAAGUUUUAAAGUUUCAAGCUGGCAUUGCUAAUGCCAUAUUUUUAUUACAGGCUUCUGUAAUCUUCCAUUGGCUCUUAGUUUUAUCUUUCAUAAUGUGAAAGAUAAAACUAAACUAAAUAUGACCAGUAAAUGCAGUCCAUCUUCGUCUCUUUGUUCCCAUGUUACUUUUCUAAUAUAUACACUUCCCUAAGGCUGCCGUUUUUUGGCUCGUUUCUGACCUAUUCUAAUUAACGUUUACUCUGGCUGAAGAAACUCUGCCAUCUAUUCCAACUCUGAAGGAAGAAAUGUCUUCCUGUUUGUAAAAGAUUGUCUCUUCCCAUCCCCCACUUCACUAUAGGUAUCUAUAUAAUGUGCACAGCUGGGCACAUCUUGGUUUCCAGAUCCAUGGUCUGCUUCUCCCGUAAUUUCAGUGGUUCCAUUAAAAACUACAGACUGCCUGUGACUUUUAUGACCUAUGCAAAUUACCAUAUUAUCUUGCAUAUAUCAUACCUUCAGAUUAGAUACAUACCUUGUCUUUGAAAGGCAGAAUGAAGAAAAAUAUACACUUCCUUGAAAAUAAGGUCAGAACUAUAUUUUCCCUACAGAAUAUGCAGGUAGCUGCAGUUGGGAAGGAGCAAAAUAUUGUGGCUGCUCUGUUAACCUUCUAGCUGCAGAACACUGCAGGUACUGCUGGCUAAGCCAAAAAUGCCUGACCCCUCUUCUCUUCUUGAGAAGCUGGGUGGACAGCGCAACAGUGCCUGUCCAGCUUCUGUAGCAUGAACCUCUGAAAGGGAAAAUGUCUGUAGCCAGCAGCUAUGGAGCCCCUGUUCAGCACACACAGACUUACUUUCUCUUUUUCCUGGUAGAAGUUCAUGCAGCAGAAGCUGCCAUAUUUGUUAACUUAAAAUGCACAUCCCAAUUCCCAGCAGCUAGUAAAAAGAUGCAAGUAAAAAUGGCAAUAUCAGGAUAUUCCCAAGCAUACAUCUCAUACUUUUAGGCUGACUAGUUUUUCUAUUUCUUUUUUUCUUAAUACAAAAAUCUGUGAUCCUUCAUAUGGUCCUUUGUCAGGAGAUUAUAGAAAAACCAGACAAGAUAACAAGAGGUCAGCUAGUCCAUUCUGGCAAAACUCACAAAUCAAGGCUAUCCCUGGCAAAUAUUUCUUUAAUCUACUUUAAACACUUCCAAGAAGGGGAUUCCACAGUCUCCCUUAUGUAUCCUGUUUCAGUGUUCCACCACCCUUACAGUUUAAAAAGUUUUUCCCGGUAUAUAAUGUGGUAUUUUGUUACGGAUGAAUAUAGCUAUUCAUCCUAGGUCAGGUUUUCAAUGCCUUAUAUCAUUUGUGUGAUUGUCUUCUCUACUGUCUCUGUUCGGAUAUGUUUUUUCUCAAUACAAGGCACAGAAUUGGCUCUCCUAAUUGUUGAAGUACCAUUAUUAAAGAACCAGUUUCUGAUUUCCCUAAUAUGUCAUCAUGUGCUAAACUGAUCCUUUGAGGGUCUGAAUAUAGCAGUCAAGUAGUAUUUCAAGCUUCUGGCAUUUGAGAUAAACAAAUUAUAAGCGUAUUCUAGAAAGCAUAUCAUUUACAUAACACUAAGUACACAUAACAGCUUGUGCUCCUUACCACUGGCACCCAGCUAAUCCCUCUUCAGCUAUGGAAGACUUUAAGAAAAGAUAAACGGUUUUCUUUUCUUUUUUACUCUUGAUGUGGUAGUCUUUUAAGUUUUCCUUUCCUGCCUCCCCAGUAUAGGAUUAUCUGGUAUACUUGUUUCCCUAAUAUAGCAUUACUGGAAUUUUCUCUUGGUAACAUGAGAGAGACUCUAGCGUGGGUCAACCUGUGGAUUGCAUUUGACCCAGAGAACCACAGGGCUUUGCCUGUGCCUAUGCCUGGGUUGUGGCAGAGUAGCUGGGGAGCUGGAAGCUGUGCCCACGCUGCUGCCUUCUUCACCACCCUCCUUCCCAAAGCGAUGCUGUGAGUGCAGGUUCCAGUCAGAGCUAUGCAGGGGCUAGGCCGGGGGCAAGGAGAAACGGCAGCAGUGUGGAAGCAGUGUCCAUCUGCUCAGACCCUGCUCAGCUCCCUCUGGUUGGAAGUUGCCCUCGCACCGCAGCUGGGGAGUGGGCUGCUAGGAGAAGCAACAGCAGUACUAACAUAGUUCCCAACUGCGUGGCUCCAGUGCAGGCAUAGGAAAACCCUGCUACUGAAUGUGCUGCUGAAGCCACCCAGCCCACACUGGACUGAGGCUGUUUUGUUCUGGCCCACAGCUUGAAAAAGCUUGCUAGCCCCUCCUCUAGGAGUAGGACACAGCACACUGGUUGAGAAUCACUGCCCUAUAUAAACCUUCUGUGGUUACUAUCAGUUCACCUUAAUAUCUUUCUAAAUAAAAAUGUCCAAAACGCUGUUUGAAAAUCCAUUAGUCUCUACAAAGAUAUUUCCUACCCAUAUCAUAUUAAUUGUUCCUGUAAAUCUUGUGGUUUAUGCUCUGUGAAGGUCAGACAGGUAUGGAAUAAUUUUAACUGUUUCUCACUGCACAUGAUAACUAGCAGAAGAAAAAUGUUUCCUGAUUAUAACUACUUACUGAUAAGUCAUUUGAUGUAUUCCUAUCAGUGAAUUUUAAUAAUUCGAAACAAUUACAAUUAAAAAGAUGCCAAAUACAGUUGAAAUAUUGCUGAAAUAGUAGUAUGUGGCUCUUUUUUACCACUAUGAGACUCUUAAGAGACCCUUAUUAUUAAGUCUACUGUAACUUUUCUCCCAGCAUAAUCUGACUAUCAUUUAUUUCCAUUAUUAUAACAACCAUUUUAAAAUACUAAAAAAAAAAAAAAGAAAGAAAGAAAAAGAACAUAGCUCCCAGAGAGGAGGUAACACAGAAAGCACCUUGAAUACAGGCGUCUUUAUAUGGAAAUUGCUUAGAGCAGUUCUGUUCUAGUAAUGGAAUUAACAGUGAUUGAUUGCAAUCCAUUUUUAUUAACUGGCAAAUGAAAAGCACUAUAAUAAUAUUAAGAAAAUUAAUUGCAAUUUUCUAGCCUGAAAAUUAAUGUGCUACUGGGCAUGAGUACAGUUAGUGCAAUUCAGUGAUUUAGCAGUCAUGACAAAUUUCUUUAUCUGUGUUAAGUUAGAGAACUGUUGUUUUAUCUUGACUCAGAUUUGAGUAUUGUAAACACUUCAGGAAAGCUUUAUGUUAAAAGUACAGUACUAAAGAUAUCCUUUCAUUCUUAAAAUGUCCAUUGAAAUUCAGUUGUAUUAUGUAAAAUACUUUGAGUCCCCCUCUUUGUCUGUUCCAUACUAUGGUCUUUUAUGGAACAUUUGUAUAAAACAGUGAUUACUGGUAAUUGACCUGCAUAUGUUGAAUAAUCUUAAAAUGCUACUGAGAGUUUAAUGUACCUUGUAAAUUGAGAGGCUUCCAAUUAAAUAGAGUUCUUAAGAUAAUCACUUUCAAAAGUAAUCAAGCAAUAUAACGAUGUUACUAAAACUCUUAUCGACUUAAUUGUGACAAAUUAAUAAACACAGCCAAUGCAAUUACUAUAAUGAUUUUGUCAGCUUGCAUUUUUCAUAACUUAUCCAUAAAUACGUUUUCUACAACACACACAGAAAGUACAAAAUACUUAAGUGUAUUAACUUUGCACGUAAGUAAACAAGACUCAGACUACUUUUCAGAGAAUCUAACUUCAAUUUGCACUGAAAAAGUUCUACCAAAAUCCUGCUUUAUUUACUGAGGGGAAAAUCGUACCAUGCCUGCUGAGCAGUGAGACAUAACAAUGAGUGAAUACAGUUUGUUCUGUGAUCAGUUGGCCGUUUCAGCCCACUCAACACAUUUCAUCAUUAAAAUUAGAGAACAGCACAUCCUGCAUUCUUUCAAGGAGCUGGACUAAAUGACCCUUGAGGUCUCUUUCAAAUCUCCGAUUCUACAGAAAUCCUUGCCGACUGGAAAAAUGAAGAUUUUGUGGCUUAAUAGAUAAACCAUCUGAAGUUUGUUCUGUAUGAGCAAACCACAACUUUUUCAAAUGCAAUAAGUUGUUUACUCAACUACUUAGCUUUUCUGGAAAUAGAAAUCCUAUGGGUAAGAGAUGCCUAUCAGUGCCUGGUUACUGAUAGGGUGGCAGAAGUCAUUGAAGAUAAUGUUCAGAGAACAAAACCAAAAAUAAAACCAAAAUAACCAGAACUAAAACAGGAAUCCAUGGGGUUAAAAUGCAUUUUAAAAAUACCACCACAGCCAGACUAGUACAUACCUAAAAUGUUCACCAAAUGUCUGAGUGGAAGCCCUGGAAGCCUUUAAGCCAAUGGUGCUCAACCUUUAUGGCUGGCAGACCAGAUGGGCAGUCCCUGAUUCCUCCACAGGCCAGAUCCCACAGGGCUCCAUUGAGCUAUGCCAUGGAAGGGGCUUGGAUUGGGCCCACGGGGAGGAGGGGCCAUGACCCAGCCCUGCAGGGGAUGGGGCACAGCUCCAACCUGGCCAAGCGAAGGGAAGGGGUCAUAGGCCAGCCCCAUGAGCUGGAAGUGGGAAAGGAGGGGGCAUGGCCUGGCCACAAACUAGCCAUAUGGGGAUGAGACGUGGCCCAGCCGCAUAAGAGGAAGGGCGCGUAGCCCUUCUCCAAACCGGCCACAUGGAGGGAAGGGGGCAUGGCCUGGCUCUGAUCUGGCCAUGUUAGUCUGGCCGACUCACCCCGCAGGGCUUGAGAUUUUGGCAGUGGGAGGGGUGGCAGUAUUAACUGCCACUGUUCCCCCAUUGCCAAAUUUCCCAACCUGUCAGGAGCCCCACAGGGUGGAUUCCAAGGCUCUGCAGGCUGCAUUUGGUCCAUGGGCCAGAGAUUGAGCACCCCUGCUUUUAAUCAAUUACAACUGAUGCCUUAACCAACUUCUAAGAAAUGCUAUCAUGCGGAGAAACUUUUUUUUAUUGCGGCCUUCAAAAAGGAAAAUCAGAAAAACUAAUAUAAAUUGAAAUGCAUGUUAGAUUAACUUGACCUUUGGGGAUGAAGUGAAUCCAUUUCACUUGUUUGUUGUUUUUUUGCAUUGUAUUAAAAAACUUAAAUGCAGAAUACAGAGCUGUGUGGAGCUAGCCAGUAGAAAAUGCUAAGCCUAGUGAGGGGAUCUGUCUGAACUCCUUGCUGCUCUCUGGAAAUUAGUUGCUUCACUCUGUAUGAACCUGCAUGGAGGUGCCACUGUCCACUUGGAAUCUGUAGCUUGAACUUCUCUCCUGAGGUGAUGCCUGCACUCUUUUCUUUCAGGAUAUGGCCACUAGCAGUGUCAGUAUCCACUUUGUUAUGAAAUAUUCCAUGUCCCCUAUGAAUGCUGUAACUGGUAGGAUAAGUGGUCUUCUCAGUCCAAGCGGGGAAGCAGGGGAGGAUGUGGUCAAAUUGCAACCCAAACUAACCAGGCUAUAAAUGCAUCUGGAUGAAGGCCCUAUCUCUGAAGUUGUACCACUGUUCAGCAGUGAAUUGCAAGAUGAUUUAGAUCUGAAAGAGUGAUUUUUAAACCUAUGCAUCUCAAUCAGAGGUUAGCAACCUACCUCCUGAAGGCCAUAUAUGGCCUGCAGAGUAAUGGUAUCUGGCCUGUGAAGGCCUGAUUCAGCCACGGUGGCAUGGGGGAUAAAGCAGCCCUUCUCCACCCUGCUCUGUGUCACGAAUCACCUCUGCAGAGCCCCAGUACUGCAACCCUCCCACCGGCUUUCCGUCAUCCCCUGCAGCAGGCACUGCUUAAUCUUGCAACUGAAUUUAUCCUUUCCAACUGCCAAUGGGGAUGGGAAUUGGUGGCAUGUGGCACAGAGGGAGGAAGCAGCGACACGUGGUGAAGGAGGCAUCAGAAGGCUUGGGCAGUACAAGGGGAGGGUCUUCAAUGGUCAGGGAAAUCGGCAGCCUACCCACCGCUCAUAAUAGAAUACUAAUCCCUGGUUUAAAUCGUGUCUCAGCUAGGAGAGGGGAGUUCCUGGGGUUAUGAUCCCAACAAAUUUAAAUGAAAAAUUACUAUUCCUCCCUGACCAUUGGGCAGGCUCAUCUAUAGCACUGCUUAAAAAAAUUAAUGGGCAAAUAUUUAUUAUAAUUGGAUGUUAAUGGUAGCUGUAUACUGUGCAUCUUCAUAGAUUUCAUAGACAUUAGGGCUGGAAGGGACCUUAGAAGAUCAUCGAGUCCAGCCCCCUGCCUCAGGGGCAGGAAGUCAUCUAGGGUCAAAGGAUCCCAGCAAGAUAAGCAUCCAAACAUUUCUUAAAAGAGCCCAGAGUAGGUGCUUGCACUACUUCUGGAGGGAGUCUGUUGCAGCCCUUGUGGGCUCAGACAGUAGUUUUUCCUUAUGUCCAGCCUAAAACAGUGUUAAAGGAGUUUGUGACCAUUGGAACUUGUCAUCCAAGGAGGUGAUACUUCCCCUCUAUCGGGCCCUGGUCAGACCGCAGUUGGAAUACUGCGUGCAGUUUUGGGUGCCACACUUCAAGAGGGAUGUGGAUAACCUGGAGAGGGUCCAGAGAAGGGCCACUCGUAUGGUUAAGGGCUUGCAGGCCAAGCCCUAUGAGGAGAGACUGGGGCACCUGGACCUCUUCAGCCUCCGCAAGAGGAAGUUGAGAGGCGACCUUGUGGCUGCCUAUAAGUUCAUCACGGGGGCACAGAAUGGAAUUGGUGAGGCUUUAUUCACCAACGUGCCCCUGGGGGUUACAAGAAACAAUGGCCACAAGCUAGCAGAGAGCAGAUUUAGAUUGGACAUUAGGAAGAACUUCUUCACAGUUCGAGUGGCCAAGGUCUGGAAUGGGCUCCCAAGGGAGGUGGUGCUCUCCCCUACCCUGGGGGUCUUCAAGAGGAGGUUAGAUAAGCAUCUAUCCAUCUGCAGCCUCACCAAGGCCAAGUACAGUGGGAUGAUCUUGUGAAAGGGCGAUAGUGCUGUUUGGGGAGGGGGGGAGUUGUUUUUUAUUAUUAGUCAGUCAGAAGCCUGUUGAUGUCAGUCACAGAUUUCAGGUCAGUGCAGGGGCUAUAGUGGUGUUUGGGGGUGGGAAGUUGGUUGAUUGUUUUUUAUCAUUAGUCAGUCAAAAGCCUGCUGAUCCCAGUCAGAAGUUUCAGUUCAGUGCAGCAUCUUGAUGUGUUAGUCUGUAUAAAUAGCACCAAUAAACAAAAAAAAUCAUUAGAGCAGGUCCAGCAGAUUGACAGAUUUUCUGCUCAGCCUUUUGGGAUGUCUGCUUAAAACUUUUCAUUCUCUUGGGGGCCCAGCAUCAUGGGGGGCAGAGCAUGCAUACAGUACAUUCCAUAAGGAGCACACACCAUUAGAACCUUGGAUUGUUUCCACAUACAUGCAAAUAUUAGAAUGCACCGUCAAGGAGCAGCACAGCACAUUCUGGUGUUCCACAAAUACAGGAAAGAAAGCAGACCUCUUGCUAAGUGGGCUGUCAUCUCUGGUUACAGCACACCCCCGAGGGAGCAUUCAGGGUGGCAGCAAGAGGCCCCAGGCUACAGUGUGGCUCAGUUCAGGGUAAGAGCAGCCAGGCAGGGCGAUGUUGUAGCCGCUUACCCCAAGCCAGGCAUUGUGGCUGGCCCCAGCAGAGUGCACCUGCCUCCUUCAGUCCAGCCCAAUGGCCACCAGCAGUAGGGAUGCCAUCUUGUGGUACCAGAACAAGAUUGGGGCCUACAACCAGCAGAUCUGGGAGAAGUCACUGGAGCAGAGUAAGAUCAAGGGCUUCAGUAACAAACCCAAAAAGAGAGGCUACAAGCAACCAGACCUAAUAGAUGUUGACCUAAUCAAAGGUUCCACAUUUGCCAAAGACAAACCUGCAAGCCCAUGGACAUCGCUAACUGGCUGCACUAGCAAAGGGAUUGUGCGGGUUGUGUUUUUUCCACUUUUCAGCCAUUGGUGGAUACAAGUUACAUCCCAGCAUAUUUUUAUGUGGCUUCUGGUGCUUUAUCUUAUGCAAGUGCUUGCAGUUGUGUUGUAUUUCCUGAAACCUGUUGUGAGUGCAAGUGAAAUCAUUGGAUCAGUGUUCCUUAUGCUACUGACAGGAACUGUUCAUUGUCAGAUAGCAUCUACUGAGAAACACAAGCCCUCCAGAAACCGCAGAAUCACCAGCAGCAACAGGAGGAGAAAAUUAAACAAAUUGGCAGGUGCAGAUGGGUACAGUGUUUCUGGCAGUUGUUCCUCUUCUGAUAAAGCCACUGAAGGAGAAGAGCAAUCAGAACUUCUAUCCCUUAUCCAUAGUUUGUUUGGCCUGGUCUUCCAAAGGAGUUUCAGGAGGGUGAAACUGGUAGCUGAAAAUGGGACUGAAACAGAAAAUGGUGCAAGUUCUGGGCAUAAUGACAUUAAACAUCGGCAUCCCAGAUCCAAAUAUAAGCCACAACACUUUGAAGAAAAAGAAAAACUUUCAGAUGAGGAAAAGAAACAUUGGGAUGCCAGUGUGCACCUGGGUGGCAUAUCUGAUGAGGUGUCAAGCAGUGAGGAUGCUGAAGCUGUGGCACAGAGAGCUUUAUUACUCAGAAGCAUAGAAGGAAUGUCCAGUGACAAUGAAAAUAAGAACAGGAAGCCUCUUAUUUCUCUAAAUCAGCCAGUCUCACAAGUUAAGCAAACCAUUAAAGAUACCAGAGGGUCUAACAGUGUGGUAGAAUCUGAAGUAGAAUCAACAAGCUUAAAUCAGGAGACAAAAUCUUGUUUCAGUUCUGGGUCCCAGAGCUGCAAUGUGUCCCAGAGGGACUUGGAGAGCACCCACUAUGAUUCAGAGACAGAGGACAUGCUUUGGGAUGACCUACUUCAUGGUUCAGAAUGCCAUUCCUCCUACACUAGUGACAGUGAAGCAGCUAAUGCAAGAGGAAGUAAACGGGACUUGAAAGAUGAUGUUUUCCAACAGAACCAUUUGUUCUGGCUUCAGAAUACAAGCCCUGUAUCUGCAAAAGUGAGCGCUCUAAUCUGGGAGGGGAAUGAAUACAAGAAGGUGGACAUGUCUGUGUUGGAAAUCAGCGGCAUAAUCAUGAGCAAAGUUAAUGCCUAUCAACAGGGAGUGGGCUAUCAGAUUCUUGGAAACAUUAUCACAAUAGGGUUAGCAUUUCUUCCUUCCCUCUUCCGACUCUUCCAUACAAAAAACUUUGAGCAGCUGCAAUCUGUUUCUGUGGAGGAACUAUGGAAUUUCUUCUGUGGGGGACCUAUUAUUACCCCUGUCAUUGUCUUGUCUGUGAUUAACUUCCUUGAGCGUCUGUGCCUAACCUGGAUAUUUUUCUUCAUGAUGUGCGUUGCUGAGAGAACUUACAAACAGCAAUUUUUGUUUGCCAAGCUUUUUAGCCACACCACAUCUGCUCGGAAAGCCAGGAAAUAUAAAAUCCCCCACUUCAGGCUCAAGAAGGUGAAAAAUAUUAAGAUUUGGUUGUCCCUUCACUCCUAUCUUAGGAGGCAAGGGCUCCAGCGAUCUGUGGACAUAGUUGUAUCAUCUGUUUUUUUACUGGCUCUUUCAAUCGCUUUUAUAUGCUGUGCACAAAUUCUAAAAGGUCACAAAACAUUCCUGAAUUUUGCUUACAACUGGGAGUUCCUUAUCUGGGAAGCAGCCCUCCUCCUCUUUUUACGUCGCCUGGCUUCACUGGGCUCUGAAACCAACAAGAAAUAUAGUAAUACUUCAAUCCUGCUCACUGAGCAGAUAAGCUUGUGCCUAAGGAUGGAGAGGAAGCCAGACAAGAAAGAACAGUUCUCACUAGUGAACAAUGUUUUAAAACUGUGUACAAAACUCCUGAAUGAGUUAAAUACACCCUUUAGACUCUAUGGUCUGACCAUGAACCCUUUAAUCUACAAUAUCACAUGCAUUGUGAUCCUGUGUGCUGUUUCAGAUGUUAUAAGUGAUCUUGGAUUCAACAUUGGAUUAUGGAAGAUUAAACCAUAAACUGAUCAAACAUUGUAACUCAACAGUUUUUCAUCCAUCCAGAGAGGCAGGCCAGACAAAAGACAGACAUUGGUUUGAUUGCAGACUUCUCUGGCAGAUUUCUUUAACCAGUAUUUCUCAGUAUUUCCCUCAAAUAUUUCUUACCUUGAGGUUUGUUUUGUUUCAAAAGUUCAUCCAUGCCUUAUUUCAUCACCUACAAAAUAAACUAGUAAAGCCAAUCCAUGAUUUGAACAUCUACGAAACAAAAAUUUAGUGCUUUCAGCAGGAGUAUGCUACACACCAAAGAGAGGCAUAAUCUGUAGUUUACACUGAAGUCAGUGGGAACCACAAUCAGUGCAUGUAAUGCUAUGAAAUUCUGUAUCAAUCAGCUUACAUGUGCUGGGGGGGGUCACAGCCCUGUUUAGCGUAUUUGCAGGUCUAGAUCAGCAUAACCAUGGCCAGCUGGUCAAUUUGCUGUGAGAACAUCUCCAAUUCUUUCAGCUAAACAUGUCUAGUUUCAUCUUGGGAAGAAGCCCUAGUUACUGCUGGGGUAUGACAUUGCUUUGGUAAUUAAAGUUAAUGUGUUAAUGAAUUCAUGCCAGGAGUGACUUUCCUAUAAACUGCCCUGGCCAAAUGCACCACAGCUGAGCAAAAUAGUCAGCUGCUGGUGGUGAAAGAUGCUUGAGAUUUUGCUGUUGAUGCCUUGCUCUUAAUUAAACAUUUGUCCUUGCUCUUUCAAUCAAGCUGUAUUUCUCUUUUUCAGUAGCGUUCCAGAGUCCUAUUUAAAUUAGUCAAACUUAUGCAUCCUAAAAGAUGCCUGCAAGUGUGUACUCAGGAGUAUUUCUUCACUUAAAGUUAGUAUGCUCUGGCUGGAGACACCAAACCUACUCUCAGCCUUGUCUCUUUAUCCUGAGCUACUGAAGAAUGCAGUGAAAUUUGGUGCGUGCAAGAUGAAUGUUGCCCCUAAAGGCACUUGAGCCUUCAGUUGCAUAGCAACACUAAUGCAGAUUCAUACUGAAAUACUGCUUACAACUUGGUCUGUUGCACGCCAGGAUAGAGGAUAGUUUACUCUAAUUUCAUGAGAGGAGUUCAGUACAUGAACUAUAAACCUUCGUAAAACAAGCAGGUGUAGGGAACAAAUAUGAUUAUAUUAACAUAUAAAACUCCUUAAACCAAUCAUGCCCAAACUUUUGGCCCUGUCAACUGGAGAAGUGGUGCAGGGUUGGCUUGCAGGCUUUGUCCAGCAUGCCUCCUAAAUUGGACUGCAACCCUGACCAUGUGAAUACCAGAUUGGGCCCUAUGCUCCAGCUUGCACACACUGGAUCAGGCCUUCUAUCCAGGCCCUGAUCCUGUAUGUGUCUGAUUAGGCCCACUGCCCUGGCUCUGCUCAUGCUGGAUCAGGCCUACUAUCCCAGCCCUGUACAUGCUGGCCCUGCCUUGCACACAGCACCUGUUAUCUAGCCCCCAGAGCUUGGAAAUUUUGGUGGUAGGGAAGCAUUUGCAGCAUUAAUUGACACCACUCCCUCAACGCCAGCCAAAUUUCCUGACUGUUUAAGCAGCCCCACCUUAAACUACACUGGAGGUUAUUAAAAAGCUAACUAUUGCAAAAGGACACAAUUCUAAUUGCUGACUCAUGGCAGCAAGUUAUGAGGAAGUGGAUCAAAGCACUCUGGUAAGUAUUGAAGCUUUCCACUUCAUAGUGCCUUACUCCGUAGACAUACCUGCUUCAGAAGCGUAAAACCCAAUUCCUCAAUGACUAGGCGAAGACUAAGGCUAUGACAAAACUGAAAGGCAGAUGAAUUGCUGAUCUCCCAGUUUGCUGAUUUUUUUUUUUUUUUUCUUUCCCUGUGUUAUUUAUAAAGAAGCCUCCUUUGGAGAUACCAGAUGCCUGUAGACGUGCAAGGACACUGCUCUGACGUGCUGUAAUUACAGUGAAUCGAAGCAGACUUAAUUAAUCAAGUCUGCUGGAGCAUGCUAAUUAAUAUGCUCCAGCAGCCUCCUCAUCUCACAUUCAGCAUCCCCAUGCUUCAAAAUAGCAGCAGGGGUGCUUUAAAGCUCGUUGAAUGAGCUUUAGUUAAAGUGCCCCUGCCGCCAUUUUGAAGUGCAGGAUGCUGAAUACAUGAGGCACUGUGGGGGCUUCUAUUGAGAGUGGCUCUUACAGAGCACAUGUAAAGACAUCCGCUGUUACACAGUUAGGUGCAGCUCAUAUUUUCUUUUCACUGUGGUAAAUUUAUUAGAUUGUAAUAUAUUAAAAUUAUAAUAAUUCAUAGAGCUAUGUUCUGCAAGAACAAAAGAAUCCCUUUUCAUAACUUCAUUCUUUUCUCCUACAGUGGAAGGAGCAUGUUAGUGUAGGUCUCCUUUUAUAAUAAAUUAUUUAUACAAAGCUAGUUUCUGUACCAUGAGGGGUUGUAAUAUGGAAAAAUAAGCAACAAUAUUUAACUGAAUGUCGAUAUUAAUGUAGAAAUAAAGCUAAGGAAGCAAAGAUUGAAAAAAAAUGAGCGUGGAGAGAAAAUGUUCUUUCUCUGCUUCUCCCUCCAGCAUGACCUUAUGCAUUAUAUGUUAAUGUGUAUAGCUUUAUUUUUAAAACUUUGUCUUAAAUAUUAUAGCUGGCUUUCAUUGUGGUUUUGAAGCUGUCUUUAGUGUUCGGCCAUUACAUGAUGAUGCCUGACUUGACAGCCUAGUCUCUGACUUGCUUCUGAAUGAGAAAAAUUCUGAGGCAGAAUGAUGUAUUAACAGUUCUGUGCGUAAUAAACUUAUUCUUCAAAGUAGUGUCAGAAAGAUGAUUUGAAAACUUGUAUCCUUAGAAGUGAUUAGCAGAGGAUUUUUUUAAAUUUGGUUUGGAGUGCUUUAGCACUUUUCUCUUUCCUAAUGAUUUUUUAAAUGUUAAAGUUGUCAGAAAUGCUAGCUUUUGGUCUUCUCAAGUCUUAAUAUCUGAGAUGUUUACUCUGAAUUCCAACCCCUAUUUUGAUAAUUCAAAGAAGGUAAAUCUUUAACGCAGGCUUAUUUGUUCCAACUUGUUAAGUAGCCAUUCCAGUUAUAUUAACGAAGACUUAUACGUUUAGUCACUUCACAGAUACUAUUCUCAGUUGCUCAGCUUUUACUUCCUUGAUUUUUCUGAUAAUAUCGGUUUUCCAGUGAGCAGCCCUUGUAGUUGGGACCAGAAGGGGGAAAACAGUGUGUAGGCCUGUUUUUUAACUUGCAAGUUAAAUGUAAAUGAGUAAAUAUAAUUACAGUAUUUAUUAACUGUUCAAGAAACUAACACAUGCAGUAGAAGGAUAAAAAAAAUAAAAUGGAUUAUAGAAAAAUGAUAAAUAGUAACAGACAUUAUCAUACCAUUAGAAAAUGUUAUUAAAGACAAAGAUAGA